AAAUGACAGGUGUAGAUUUUUUACAUUCUAUCGUCAACUUUUGAACGUGACAUAUCGGUCCAACUUAGCAAGGAGCUUAACGAAGAUGACUGGACGCGGCAAGGGAGGUAAAGGACUCGGAAAAGGAGGCGCCAAGCGGCAUCGCAAGGUUCUUCGUGAUAACAUCCAGGGCAUCACCAAGCCGGCCAUUCGUCGUCUGGCCCGUCGUGGCGGUGUGAAGCGCAUCUCCGGUCUGAUCUACGAGGAAACUCGCGGUGUGCUGAAGGUGUUUCUGGAAAACGUGAUCCGUGAUGCGGUCACUUACACCGAGCACGCCAAGCGGAAGACCGUCACGGCCAUGGACGUCGUGUACGCCCUGAAGCGCCAGGGACGCACGCUGUACGGUUUCGGAGGAUAAGCGGAAGUCUCGCUCAACAACAUUGAAAUUAAACGGCCCUUUUCAGG
Molecule: messenger RNA, 444 nt
Organism: Culex quinquefasciatus (southern house mosquito)
Lineage: Eukaryota; Metazoa; Arthropoda; Insecta; Diptera; Culicidae
Product: histone H4
Exons: 1
Coding region: 86-397 (103 amino acids)
Biological process (GO): nucleosome assembly
Cellular component (GO): nucleosome
Molecular function (GO): protein heterodimerization activity; structural constituent of chromatin; DNA binding
Source: RefSeq, a predicted model, not a curated record